AUGAAAGAUCAGGUAAAAGUUGAUUGCGCACCAUCUCCCGUCGAGUCUUGUGAUUCAAAUGGCUCGUUGUCCCUAGAAAAAAACCAUGGGGGUGCUCCGUUGCACAAUGAUGAAAGUGAAGAUGAACCAAUUCAGACCAUUUUAUCAGCCCGGGGUAAACCAGUGAAAGUUUGGGCGGACUUUGAUGAUGCUAUGGACCUUGCUGACAAAGCCAGUGAUCUGGAGCUCACGCCUGAAGAGGAUAAAAAACUCUGCAGAAAAAUCGACCUGCAUAUGUUUCCCUUAAUGUCGCUACUAUACGCUAUUCAGUAUAUGGACAAAACAUCUAACGGUAAUGCCGCAAUUAUGGGCUUAAUUACUGAUCUUAAAAUGGUUGGCGAUCAAUACUCUUGGGCCAGUUCAGCUUUCUACUUCGGUUAUUUAGGCGGGUUGUUUGUACUACCCCCUUUACUGCAAAAGUCAAAAUAUUUCAUGAAGACCUUAGCAGCCAUUAUUAUUCUUUGGGGUAUGGUUUUAACUGUUCAUGCAGCACCUAAUGUGAAUUUCGCUUCAUUUGUGUUUCUUCGCUGCCUCUUGGGGUUUUUAGAAAGUGCAAUCACUCCUGCGUUCACAGUUAUAACGGCUCAGUACUGGAGAAAAGAAGAACACUUCUUGCGAAUCUGUAUAUGGUUCGGAUUCAACGGUUUUGGUGCCAUUUGGGGUUGCUCCAUAGCAUAUGGUUUAUUUAUAAGAGCAGAUGUCUAUUCAAUUCCUGCUUGGAAGAUUGUGUUCAUUGUCAACGGUUGCAUCACCGUGUUCGUGGGUUUCUUGAUGUUAUUUAUCCUUCCGGACGCUCCUCAAAAGGCCUGGUUCCUAUCUAAGCGGGAAAAGCUUUUAUUGAUUUUAAGGAUUAAGGGAAACCAGCAAGGUUUCGGUAACCAUCAUAUCAAGAAACAUCAAAUAUGGGAGGCAUUCAGGGACCUAAGGACGUGGAUAUAUUUUUUUUACGCUAUAAGCGCCUCCAUUCCCAAUGGUGGUAUAACAAAUUUUCAGACAAUUUUACUGCAUGGCGAUUUCGAAUACACAACAAAGCAGACAUUGGUGAUUUCAAUCGCUAUUUCUUUUGUUUCGUGGCUAGGAGUUCCGCUAUUUGGUUAUGCUUCAAGUUACUAUCUUAAAAAGAAAUCCAAGUAUUUAGGGAGCUGUCUAAUUUGGUCAAUUAUAUCUUUGGUCAUUGUGUUACUUGGGGUUUGUCUCUUAGCAUUUCUCGAAAGCAGCAAACAAGGAAGACUAGCAGGUUUGGUCUUUAUUUUAUUGUCACCCGUUGCUCUAAUUUCCGUAUUAGCUAAUAUAUCUGCAAAUACUCUCGGUUAUACAAAAAAAUGGACUGUCAUGUCCAUUAUGCUUAUCGGUUACUGCGCCGGUAAUAUAGCAGGUCCCCAUACUUUUAUAGAAUCGCAGGCUCCUCACUAUCAGGGUGCUAAGGUAACCCUCGUAGUGUGUUUCGCUGUCGGAAUCGCUCUUUUGACAGGACUCUACAUCUUGAACGUGUCAGAAAAUAAAAAGAGAGACAGAUAUGCAAUGGAAAACACAAUGGAGGAAAACGCCAUUCAAAAUAUAGAGUUCGCUGAUUUGACAGAUUUCGAAAAUCCGUUGUUCAGAUACACAUUAUAG
Molecule: messenger RNA, 1653 nt
Organism: Zygotorulaspora mrakii
Lineage: Eukaryota; Fungi; Ascomycota; Saccharomycetes; Saccharomycetales; Saccharomycetaceae
Exons: 1
Coding region: 1-1653 (550 amino acids)
Biological process (GO): tripeptide transport; transmembrane transport; dipeptide transport
Cellular component (GO): plasma membrane
Molecular function (GO): dipeptide transmembrane transporter activity; allantoate transmembrane transporter activity
Source: RefSeq, a predicted model, not a curated record